AUUGGAGAUUGUGUAAAUGUAGAGGGCAUUCAUUGCAUUGAAGGAAUGGAAUCCUUGGAAGUGUUGAUAGUGCAGAGUUGCCACAAAGUAACAGAAUUACCAGAUUUGUCAAACCUGAAAAUAUUGAUGGAAUUAAAAAUUGAAGAUUGUGCAAAUCUGGGGGAAAUUCACAGCAUCAAAGGCUCAGAAUCCUUGGAAGUAUUGAGAGUGAAAGGUUGCCACAAAUUAACAGAAUUACCAGAUUUGUCAAACCUGAAACGAUUGAUGGAAUUAAAUAUUGGAGAUUGUGCAAAUCUAGAGGAAAUUCACAGCAUCAAAGGAUCAGAAUCCUUGGAAGUAUUGAGAGUGAAAGGUUGCCACAAAUUAACAGAGUUACCCGAUAUGUCAAACUUGAAAAGAUUGAUGGAAUUAAAUAUUGGAGAUUGUGCAAAUCUAGAGGAAAUUCACAGCAUCAAAGGAUCAGAAUCCUUGAAAGAAUUGACAGUGAAAGGUUGCCAUAAAUUAAGAGAGUUACCUGAUAUGUCAAACCUGAAAGGGUUGGUAAGCUUAUACAUUAUAAAUUGUGUAAAUCUACAGAAAAUUCACCGCUUCGAAGGAGCAGAAUCUUUGCAAUAUUUGGGAGUGCUGGAUUGCUACAAAUUAACAGAGACAACGAGAAAGAUACUUGGACAAGGAAGACUACUAGUUGAUAAUGUUGGCAAAGGUUUUGGUCAGGGAACUAACUCAAUUGGUACUGAUGAUCAUCAUGUGUAUCCAGGCUCACCAUUUCUCUGUAUUGUUUUGGCAUUCACAUCUGGGUCUGGGGACCGAUCUGAGCGAGUGAAAUUUGUGGUUGGUGAGCUAGUAACCAUCACUCUUCAGAUCUCCGCUUUUAUUUGUUGGGGAGAAAAAGAUACCAUGUUUGUGUAUUCGAUUAGAAUUGAGGACAUUGAAUUCACUGAACGAGACAUAAUCUACAUCCACCAUUUCAAAGUGCUUGAUUGGUUUCCGCUGGAAAGCAAACCUGCUAUUAAGGAAUUUAGAGGAGACACACUAAAAAUAUUCAGGCAGUCAGAUUCUCACCACUACAGUUAUGAUCAGAUCAACGUAUGUGUGAAACACUGGAAAGUGUUGUUCGAAGACAUUGAAUCAGAGCAGCAAAUGCCUAACCAACAAUCCAGUGCUAUGUUGGUAGCAGAUUUCUUCAGAUGGGAUGAAGAGGAAGGUGCUGACAAAGAGGUGGAGGAGGAGCAAGAUGCUAACAAUGAUGAUGAACAGGUGGAAGACAAAGAAGAUGCUGAUAAUGAUGAAGAGGACAAGAAGGCAGGUGGUUCAGGUGUAUGCAAUUGUUUUGUCGCAGUGAAAGCUGUUUGGGAUGGUUUCUGCAACUGUUUCAGUAGAGGGUUUUGGAGAUAUGUUACUGGUGCCAGCUGAACAGUCAGAGUGGAUGAACCAUGGCCUUGGUCUAAGAUUCCUACAGUACUCCUGGAGUUCAUUGUGUCCUAUCUGUGACUCGAAGAUUGCGUCCGCUUGUCCUGUAUUUGUAAGGAAUGGGGAAAUGUUUCCUAUUCACUCCGGGUAGUAAACCAAUCUCCAUGGCUUUUGUUCUCCACAGCUGAAGAUGAUAUAAUCAAGUUCGUUGACCCUUCACAGGGCAAGUUCUAUUUUGAUGAAACCCCAAAGCUAAAGGGCACAGUUAUCCAAUACAGCAAGGAUGGAUGGGUGCUGUUCUCUCAAAAUGAAGAUAGUAUUUUCUUAAUCCAUUUCUUUAGCUAGUCAAUAAUUGAUCUUCCCUGUUACAGUAUUUUUCCAUUUUCUUCUGUGAAUUGCUUUUAUUGGUGUGUGUAUCUUUUCCCGAUACAAAAUGGACUUGACAAAGAUGGAAUGAUUGAAAUGGAAAGCUCAUCUCAUUCAGUUAUCAUGUUUUACCUGGCAUUUUGUGACAGAAAAUCCAGGAAGAAUGGAGCCAGGUGUAUAAAUACCUGUAAAGUUAAUGUCUUUUUUAGAAUUAUCUGCUGGAUCCUUUUCAAAUACUCAAAAACAGAGUCAGUUUUAAGCAUUAAUGAAUUAUACAACUAUGUAGGCCUUUUACCGCAGAAAAAAUUGCAAUUAUAGGCCUCCUUUGUUGUAGUAUGCUUACUCUUCCUCUUUAUCUUCUUGCCUUGCUGUGUAUGAGAUUUGCAUAAGACUCAAACAGGUAGAUCCUAUAAGAAAAGAAGUGAUUGCAUAGUUUCUAUUUUUAGAAUGCCAUACAAAUUCCAAGGGAUACAGUGAGGUGAAACUGUAAAUCAUAUGCUCCAGAACUAUCCUCAUAGAAUUAACAAAGAUUCAGCGACUUAAGUCCUAGGUUGUUAGCUUUCCAGGAGUGUGCUUUAUCAAUGUUGCUUCAAGUACUUUGCAUAUUCUAUGUAGUGUUUUGUUUUUAUUGUAUUAAACAUUGUUUAGAACUGGCAGCAAUGAAAUAAUUUCCCAACAUCAGCUAAUUCUCUGAUAUGGAAUUGAUGAUACUGAGACCCAUAUAUCCUCUUGGAUGAAUUAUAAUUUUGAAGCCUACAUGUUAAAAGGGUACACAAUCCUUGUAGCUUGGCUUACAUGGUUUCUGCUGUGUCUUCAAAUGGCAAAUUACCAAUUGGUUUCUCUAUUGCCAUUAAGCUUCUAAGAGAUUAAGAGAUGAAAGCCCAACUCCUCUGUAGGUUCUCCGUCGUUUUCUUGAGAUGAAACUUGCAUUUAUAGACAUGUCAGACUGAAAAUUACAAGAGGUGUCAAGAUUCAAUAUUGCUCCAAUCUCAUAGUUUGAGAUAUGACAGCAUUGGCAUAGAUUCUGCAUUCUUCUAUCUUCAUCUUCUACCUUGUAACUACUAAUUCUAUUAUGCUGUUGUGUAAGAACUAGGUUGCUACCAAAGGAUAAUUCUAAUUUGUGCUAAAUAAUUGUCUAGGAAGAACAACAAAGUGGAAUUCCUAGUUUUUUUCUUUUUCGAAAUAUCUUGCCAUGUCUCUCAAGUUUGGGUAAAUUAGUGCUUCUAAGGUGAUAUAAAUAAUCCUGUCUUUCAACUCUCAUUUCAUGACAGAUCCUAGAUUUGUUGAGCGACAUUGAUUUUUAAUUUGCAUACGCAGAACAAUAUUCAUUACUAGAUGAAACACAAUGAAGCUCAAAACUCAUUGAGUUAUUAUUCCACCUUUGGUAUGACCAUCAGCAGAAAAUAACCUAAUCGCAAAAGAAAAUUACAUAAACUGGUAUCUUGGUGUUUUUUGGAAAUCCCAACUCACAUCUGAAAGGACAAAAGAGGGGAUACUAUGCCAAGUCAUGGACGAUUCUGCGGUCGCCCCAUGCUUCGCGAAUUUGUUAGCAACUGUAUUGACUUCUCUGUAGCAGUGAAAGAUAGUCCAAGAGAAGCAGUCUAGGUAUUUCUUAUGAAAAAUCCAUCUCUGUUCAAAGCUCCAAGGGAUUUGACUAUUUCUAUUGCAAGUAACCACUACGUUAGAAUCACAUUCAAUCCAUAGUCUAAUAAUGGUCUCCGGAUAUUCCAUAUAUUGAUAACAAUUACUCAAAUUCUAUACACAACAAACAUCAUCCCAAUGACAGAUUCUUACUAGUUGUUUUGGUAUAGACAUGUCCUUGAAGAUGAUCAACUACAGUCUUGUCAGGAUGGAAAACCUUGAUUGGGUCAUCAUGUGUAAUGGUGAUGACACCAUGGCUCUAACUGCUUAAAGCUCCAAGAACAACAGCAUAUUCAUGUUUUACAGCAUUGAGUUGGAACAUAUUGGAAGUGAAUGAGACAUUGGUGAUGAAGUUGUUGUUGGUGUACGAUGUCUUGUAUUUUGUCACAGUUUAAUCCAGGGAGUACUGGUACAAUGCCUUGACAGGC
Macadamia integrifolia is the source of this 3845-nucleotide messenger RNA. RefSeq lists its product as uncharacterized. Bases 46 to 1413 code for a protein of 455 amino acids. The record is from RefSeq and is a predicted model, not a curated record. The transcript is spliced from 3 exons. Lineage: Eukaryota; Viridiplantae; Streptophyta; Magnoliopsida; Proteales; Proteaceae.